Messenger RNA from Umbelopsis ramanniana AG, 1370 nucleotides. RefSeq lists its product as uncharacterized. The transcript has 4 exons. NCBI's taxonomy places the organism in Eukaryota, Fungi, Mucoromycota, Umbelopsidomycetes, Umbelopsidales, Umbelopsidaceae. The record is from RefSeq and is a predicted model, not a curated record. The coding region runs from base 87 to 1142 and encodes 351 amino acids.
AUCCUCUUCUUUCCUUGUCUUUGUUUCUAUUCUAAAAACAUAUUUUUGGUCGACAGCUCCUCUACGAUCUUGUACAAUAAUUGAAAAUGUCUUAUAGAGAUGAAUACAUGCAAUAUCGGUCGUCACAAGAACGUCCCCGGCCAGGACCACCCGAACCACCGUCACACUCUGACUCUGCAUAUCGACCAAGACCAAACAGCCCUUAUAUGAACGAAAGACCUCCUUCAGGAGGGUACUAUGAUCGCUCUCAGACGCCGGCUACCAUGUCUUCUCGUAUGCCGCUUGCUGAACCAUCGCCUCCAUACCAAGCAUCCGAUUCUCCUCAUGGAACUUAUGUGAAUGAAUCAGCUCCGUAUAUAGCGCAAGAGAAACCAUACAAGAAACCCAGUCUUGUUCAGAGGAACCGGUGCUGUCGAUUCCUGUGCUGUGCCUGCUGUCUUCCAGUCUGGGCACGAUGGAUCCUGUGGAUCAUUAUUAUCGCCAUCAUCAUUGUCGUGAUUGUAUUCGCCAUCAUCUUCAGCCAGUUUAAGACACCCACCUUCGACUUCAAUGGUAUCACAGACAGUCCAUCCGGCUUGGCGGAAUUUUCUGUGAAUGGCACACGGUGGAACAUCAACGUCGGAUUGAAGAUUGGUAUCAAUAAUCCCAACAUUGAGAGCGCUACUCUGUCUAAUAUGAAUGCCACCGCCUACUAUCCGACCAGCCCAGACGUCGCAGUGGGAGGUGGUUUCCUUGCCAACCAAUUCGUCUCCUCCAAUGCCGUCACCAACUUUACAUUCCCAUUCUCCAUUCAAUAUGAUCCUACCACCGAUACCAACAAUGCCAUGCUGACCGAUAUUGCCACCAAAUGUGGUCUUUUGGGUGGCACCAAGCAGCCUUUGACUAUCAAUUAUAAGAUUAAUUUAGCUGUGAAGGUGUUGUUCAUCACUGUACACCCAACUGUAUCCUCCUCAGCAAACUUCGACUGUCCCAUCACGAACGGUCAAUUGCCUGAGCUUCCAUCUGGAGUCCUCAGCAGCCUCAUGCCAUCCGAUACCGCCUCAGCUACUUCCACCGCAGACGCCAGUCAAAGCACGGAUGGAGCUGAUUCAGGCAACGGAGGUAAUGAUGGAAACGGCGAUGGAAGCGGCGACGGAAACUAAUAGAUGUGUGUGUGUAUGUUGUACUUUUCCCAUAUUUGUAUAUAAAAACAUGCUAUACCUUCUCUUCUCCACCCUGCAUACUCUGCAUGGUGUUAUAUUAUAUUUAAAUGACAACACUCCUCUCACGGGGGAACUUAGCCACCCCGCGCCAAAUACAUUUAAACAGAAAAGGAGACAAAUAAAAUAAAUGGCGGUAUUCAGUAAGAAAGCUUAAAUGCCACAGGCACC